Molecule: messenger RNA, 4680 nt
Organism: Sorghum bicolor (sorghum)
Lineage: Eukaryota; Viridiplantae; Streptophyta; Magnoliopsida; Poales; Poaceae
Product: protein STICHEL
Exons: 8
Coding region: 616-4146 (1176 amino acids)
Biological process (GO): DNA-templated DNA replication; DNA repair
Cellular component (GO): DNA polymerase III complex; DNA replication factor C complex; nucleus
Molecular function (GO): ATP binding; DNA-directed DNA polymerase activity; DNA binding
Source: RefSeq, a predicted model, not a curated record
ACUCCACUCCCUCACCACCCCAGCCGGCCCUCUGCGGCUCUGCCCCUCUUCCAGUUCCAGGUCCCAGCCGGCCAGCCCUGUCCAGAUCCAGAUGGGAGCUCCACCGCUGCCCUUCUCCCUGCCCCACGCCGCGCUCCUCUGAUCCCGCACUCCGUCCCCGAAGUCCCCACUGCCGGCGCGAUCUCCGCAUUCCCCCACCCCACCGCCUUCGCCCCACCACCCGCUGAUGCCGGCCAUACAGGCCACUGCGCCGCCCGGAGUCCUGGCGUGAACAGCCGUCGCUGCAGCGCAGCCUGGAGUUCAGAGCACCCGCCUGUUCCCCGCUCCGCCCGCCGCCACCGUUCAUCAAAUAGCCCCUUCGCCUGCAGCGCAAAGCCGCCACCGCUGCCUCUCUCCACGGGACAGGGGACACGCUGCCGCCGGGAGGGAAGAACCCGACUACCGGGCUGAAGUUGCCGCACCCCUGCCGUCCGACGUACACAGGAGCAGCUCUUGGAGAAUCGGGAAGGAUUUGGGUCUCUUCGACUCCUAUCUGUCGAGAUACUAAAGUGGGAUAUACUACACUGGCCUGCUUGGACAGUACAAAUUUGUAAAUAUAUCUCUUGUUCUUCAGUUAUGGCCACUAUGGUUGAAGGGUGUGUUGGUCCCAGUGAGCUUCACCUGAAGAAGGAACUUAUUGCCUUGAGAAAGGCACGUUUUUUGCGUGAUCCUGAAACAUGCUCAUCCUGGAGGUCUCCGUUAAGCUCUAAAUCAUUCUUGACAACUUCUGGUGUUAUAAAUCACAAUGAGAUAGGCAGUAGUUUGUCAGAAAAGCACACAGAGCCAGCUGCAGCACCGCCAAAAAGUGAAAAGAAAAGAAAAAACGUUUAUCUCUACAACUGGAGACAUCAUUCUAACAAAUCCAGUGAAAGUGGAGUGAAGUUAGAUGCGGACGACAGACAAGCCUCAGCAGACUGUAGUCUGGAAAGCCCAUGUAUUUCUAAUGGUAUGGACUCUAGGAGUGACACAUGUCUGGAAGUUCCUGUCAGCAUAUACAGUGUUCAAGGUUCAAAUUCAUGCACUCCUGUUAAAAGAACUGUUAGAAGGGUGAGGAGAAGUUCAUUCUCAAAGAAAGGAGCUAUGAGAAAUUCGACUGUUUCAAAGUUGCUAGAUCUCCAUGUGAACUCUGGUGAGCAGUCUGAGGAUACUGAGAACUACAACUCAGAGACUCAUGAGCAGCUUCAGAAAGUAGGGUAUUUUUCUCGCUCUACAUCACCACUGUUUGCUGCAUCAGGGUGUUUUAGCUCAACAAAUCCUUCUAAGCUGUUGAGGGUGCCAAGAAGAGAAGGAUCUUCCUUCUCCUGUACUCCGGUCUCCACUAGCUCCUAUUACAGGUACAAAGGGAGGAAUCCUAGUACUGUAGGCUCAUGGGAUGGAACAACUGCUGCUUCACUUGAUGAUGAUGGGCUGAACCAACCAGAACUGUUGACAAAUCAGAGGUGUGGCAUUCCUUGUUAUUGGUCAAAGAGGAGUAAACACAAGGGAUCUGAAAGGAGUUGUUCUCCUUCACUUUCUGAUACACUUAGAAGAAAAGGCAGCAGUCUUUUGUGUGGGAGUCAGACAAUACAUGGGAGAAAGAAAUCAUCGGGCUCCAAUAAAUAUGGAUAUUUUAAAAAAUCUUCCCAAGGUGUACCGCUGUUGGGUGAUAGUAGUCAUUUUGCUUAUUCAUCAUUUGAUUCAGCUAGUGAUGAAGUAUCGACCAUCUUUGGAGAAUUAGAUCUGGAAGCUUUGAGCCGUUUGGAUGGCAGAAGGUGGUCAAGCUGUAAAAGCCAGGAUGGGAUUGCACUCUCUGUGAGUGGAGCUGAUCAUGUAGUUUCAGAUCACAGAAGUUUGAGCCAAAAAUAUCGACCAAGGUCAUUUCUCGAAAUUGUGGGUCAAAACUUUGUUGUACAGUCACUUAGUAAUGCAAUCGCAAGGGAAAGAAUAGCUCCGGCAUAUCUGUUCCAUGGGCCUCGUGGGACAGGAAAAACAUCUUCUGCAAGAAUACUUUCAGCAGCUUUAAGUUGUACUGCUACUGGAGAGACCAAGCCCUGUGGAGUUUGUACCGAGUGUAGUGACUUUUUCACUGGAAAUGGAAUUAAUCUGAUUGAGGUUGAUGCUACCAACAGAAAAGGUAUAAACAGAGUAAGGCAUUUGAUUGAAAAUAUACCAGCAUCUGCAACUUCUUCACGGUACAAAGUAUUUGUCGUUGAUGAAUGCCAUAUGGUAUCUUCUAAAGUCUGGUCGGCAUUUAUGAAGUUUCUUGAUGAACCAUUACCUCGUGUUGUCUUCAUAUUUAUAACAAUAGACCCUGAAAACCUUCCCCGUUCUGUUGUAUCACGUUGUCAAAAGUACAUGUUCUCCAAGAUCAAAGACAUUGACAUAGUAUGCCGGCUGAGGAAAAUUGCUAUGAAGGAAAACCUCGAUGUUGAAUUGGCUGCUCUAGAUUUAAUAGCGCUAAAUUCAGAUGGAUCGUUGAGAGAUGCAGAGACAAUGCUAGAUCAGUUGUGUUUACUAGGGAAGAAGAUAACACCAUCACUUGUAAAUGAUCUGGUUGGGGUUGUGUCUGAGGAGAAACUCCUUGACCUAUUGGAGAUAGCCAUGUCAUCAGACACUGCCGAAACAGUCAAAAGGUCGAGAGAGCUGAUGGAUUCUGGUGUUGAUCCAAUGGCAUUAAUGUCACAAUUAGCUGGGCUCAUAAUGGACAUCAUUGCUGGGACCUAUAGAUUGGCGGACCCUACUUGCGGUGGAGAUGGUAUCGGUGGUCGAAAUAUAACUGAUGCUGAAUUGGAAAGAUUACAACAAGCGUUGAGGAUUCUUUCUGAUGCUGAAAAACAAAUAAGACUUUCAAGCGAGCGUUCUACAUGGUUCACUGCUGCUUUACUCCAGCUUGGUUCUGGUCAUAAUUCAGAAAUAACUCAAUCAAGAAGCAGCAGUAAGCAAAGUGCUAAAGCAACUAGUGAAACCAUGAUGGAAGCAGUGAGAGAAUCCUCUGCGAGCAGGACUACAUCUCAUCAUUUAUCCACUUUUCCUGAUUCAAAGAAAAUAGUGGAUCUGAAAACAACCAGUGGGCACUCUAGUCCUCAGGGCCUUGCUUCAUUGUCCUCCAGGAUGAGACCCAAUGAAAACAUGAUUUAUGCCGAGUGUAGGUCUGUUGAUAGAGCAUUAUUGGAAUCUGCUCAAACAGGUAUUUCUUCUGAGCAAAAGGCUAUGAACUGUGGAAUCUCAGAUAACCUUACCCGAAUUUGGAGGAAGUGCAUAGAGAACUGCCACUCCAAGACGUUGCGGCAGCUUCUCUAUGAUCAUGGGAAACUAGCAUCUGUCAAAGAAUGUGAAGGUACCAUUGUUGCUUUUAUAGCAUUUGAAGACAACGAUAUAAAGUUUCGAGCCCAAAGAUUUAUUAGCAGCAUCAGAAAUUCAAUGGAAACUGUACUGAAGUGCAAUGUGGAAGUCAGGAUUUGUUUAAUGCAAGAAUUUCUUGCUGGAGGACUAAAGCAUGAGACAUACCCGGAUGAGACAGCUGAAUCUGAUGUCUUGAGUUGUUCAACGAACAGUGAGCGUCGAAAGGGUAGUCUCAAUCUAUCAGGUGCUGGUGCGGUGCAGUCAAGCAAUGUUCCCAUGAUCAUCUCUGAUGAAAAUUCAGGAAUGCAUAGAACAAGAGGGCAGGAUGUUUCUGUUGAACAGUUGAAGCUAUCAGCUCUUGAUGAACAAAGGUUAGAGAGUGCAUGGCUCCAGGCUGCUGAAAAACCCACUCCUGGUAUGUUAAGUCAAGCUAGACCUGAGAGAAAUCAAAUUCUUCCACAAAAUGGUGGUCAGCAUCACGGGAGGUCCUCAAUGGCCACCAUUGUUCCCUCAAAGCAUGUCGACAAGGAUCUGUCUAAUGAACUGAAAGCCUUAAAGAUCAGUGACAGUCAUGGUCCCCAUAAAGGUCAAAAUGUACAGAUGGAGAAUGGUUAUGCCAUUUCACCAAGCCUUUUGCAUAGAAAUAACCAUUUGGCAAAUUGUGACAAUGAGAGCGUGGUUUCUGAGUCGGGAGCACCUGGUUGCCAUGGACUCUUCCCAUGCUGGAAAACUGAAAAAACGAAAAGGAGAAAGGGAAAAGGGCAGACACGGUUGAGGUCAUCUUAAGUUGGCAAUUGACGACGAUAAAACGAGCAUUGUGGCCCUGGAUUGUAGAGGAACGUUUGAAGAGAUGCAUGUGCCUCACGAAACUGCCUUGCUUCAUUCUUUCUAGAGGAUUUAGGAAGACCAAUUCGUUAAUUUCCAUGCAAUCAAUUCUGCUGCUGAGGGUUCAGCAUUUUCAGCUCGUGGACUCAGCACAGGGUGAUAAAAGCUGGAUACUUCAUACUCAGCAGAGAUGUUGGACAUGCAGAUUUGAACAAGUCAUUCUGAUCCAUCUAUGCUUCUUGUACAGACAUUUGGAUGUGUAACCCCUUGCCGAGUCGCAGGGCUGAGGCGUGAGGCGGUCAGCGGAAUUAGGAAAUACUAUUGAUUAGCGAGUUGAUGGGACGCACUUAUUUUUCAGCAUUUUUUUUGGGUACUGUGUUUGAGAGCAGUUGAAUUUACUUUACAUUUGUUAUUGUACCAACACUUUUUGUUAGAAAAAGGAAGACCUUACGUCGAUAAGUUGUGAUUUUAUCAAGUAUGUACAAAAACUAUUAA